Molecule: messenger RNA, 478 nt
Organism: Cuscuta campestris
Lineage: Eukaryota; Viridiplantae; Streptophyta; Magnoliopsida; Solanales; Convolvulaceae
Source: the annotation of a GenBank genome assembly
GUUUAUGUUUUUUAAGCAUAUAUAGGGGGGGUAUGGUCCCUGAAGGAUUUUUCGGUCGGUUUUAAAAGGCCUGGUUUUUGCCCUUGCUAGGCCCUGCGUUAGCUCACACCCUCCCUUGGCGCCUCGUUCGGCUAGUGUCCCACCCACUAGCAACAAGAACGGACGUCAGAGCUAAUGCAGUUCGAGUUGGCGGUGGGAAUCGGUGUUGGGCAUCGGUGGAAGGGCCAGGCGUCGGGGGCUAAUGCAGUCGGUUUUAGGUCAGCUCUAAGUGGGUGGGAUGGUUGGCUACGGUUUUGUGUGGUCUUGCAUGGCACUAUUCGACGCGACUGUCAUGGGCACCAGGCAUUUGCUGGUUUGAUCCUUGCUGUAGCAGCGAAAACUUGCCGUGAAAGCCUUUUCAAUAUGGUCGGCUCCGCCUUUGUUUGCAAUGGUUUCCUUUGUUCUGUACCCUUUCGGUGGCAUCCUUACGUUCUAACUG